Molecule: messenger RNA, 492 nt
Organism: Pterocles gutturalis (yellow-throated sandgrouse)
Lineage: Eukaryota; Metazoa; Chordata; Aves; Pterocliformes; Pteroclidae
Gene: FBXO36
Product: F-box protein 36
Exons: 3
Molecular function (GO): protein binding
Source: RefSeq, a predicted model, not a curated record
CUUCUUCUUCUUCCACAAUUGUAGGUAAUUUUGAGGUGGUGGAAAAUCUCAUGUAGGAAUAAAUUUUGUGAAUCAGGACCUGGAGAAUGUAAAGAAUCCCUGGAGGAUUUUUUGGGUGAUUCAUCUCUUCAGAUUCAGAUUGCUAUAGUAUUUGGUGCCCAAGUUCUGGAACAUGUCCGCAAUCUGUGCCAAGGUAACUAUGACCUCCUGGAACGGCUUCCUGUCCCGUUGAUCCUGUACAUCAUUUCCUUUCUGGAGCUUGAAGACAUUGCCAGGCUUUCUCAAGUUUCACGCAGAUAUAACAUGAUAUGUAACGGUAAUGCAGUAUGGGAAAAGAUUGUGGAAAAAUUGUGUGAUACAAUUACACCUGAAAUGAAAGAACGUGGACAGGAAAUGGGCUGGAAACAAUUCUUCUUCACAAACAGACUUCAGCUGCAGCUCCGAAGGAAGAGCCAGAAACAAGAUGCUCUGAACAAAAACCUAAAGGAAUGA